Dermacentor andersoni is the source of this 576-nucleotide messenger RNA. NCBI's taxonomy places the organism in Eukaryota, Metazoa, Arthropoda, Arachnida, Ixodida, Ixodidae. The record is from RefSeq and is a predicted model, not a curated record.
UCUCUCUCCGCUGUUGCCAUGCUUGAUCUCGGACGGCGAGCUCUGCGCCACGUGUGCGACUCGGUCAGCGGAGUCAACUGGCGCCCGACGCGGUUCGUCAACGAGCGAAUGCUGGCCGAUUUCGCCUGCUGCGUGUGCCACGUGAUUCCGAACACGACGUUUGUACUGCCCUGUGGUCACGCCUUGUGCGAGCAGUGCCAGCGAGGCUCCGUCCUUGAAGAUGGCGGAAGCGUCUGCCCCUUCGACGGAAAACCCUUCUGCGAGGACGAGUGCGAGAAGGGUCAGAUUGCGCAGAGGCUGAAGCAGAACCUGGAGGCUCACUGCUGGAACGAAGCCCACGGCUGCGAUUUCGUCGGCCCCCUGGCGGUGCUCCUGCAACACUUCGAGGCAGAGUGCGCGUUCCACGUUUUGCCGUGUCAACGUUGCGGCGAGAACAUUCCGAACGCCAAGCUAGCAGCGUGUUGUGUCGGCAGCGGCAGAGUCUGGCAAUCCUUCACGGCUGAAAGCCCAAUCAAGAAGCUUAAUGACAUCAUCUGUGGAGAUGGAAUUAGUACCAAGUACUUCUGGCCACUUUGA